Telopea speciosissima is the source of this 2500-nucleotide messenger RNA. Its product is annotated as pentatricopeptide repeat-containing protein At4g21300-like. Bases 23 to 2419 code for a protein of 798 amino acids. Gene Ontology annotation, biological process: RNA modification. Lineage: Eukaryota; Viridiplantae; Streptophyta; Magnoliopsida; Proteales; Proteaceae. Gene Ontology annotation, molecular function: RNA binding; protein binding. The transcript has a single exon. The record is from RefSeq and is a predicted model, not a curated record.
AUGAAGUUCUGACAGAAAAAAAAUGAUUCAUUUCCCAUGUCAGCUUCGCUCAUCAAUCGAGAAAACGGCCUCAGUAUUUCCUGCUCGCUCUCUGUCUCGGUUUUACUACAAAGAAGAAUCGGUCAAUCAAGAACUGUCAAUUGCAGAGAGAUUUGUUUCUUACUUAGACUACUGCCCGCAUAUUAGUUCUCUCAGGAAGCUUCAUGCUCGUAUUUUUACUCUCGGGCUUGGAAACAGCAUUUUCCUGGGAUCCAAGCUUCUCAACUGCUAUGCUAGUUUUGAUUGUUUGACUGAAUCAAGAUGGGUUUUUGAUAGAAUUAUCAACAGAAACCUGUCUCUCUGGAAUUCAAUCCUUGUUGGGUAUUUCAGAACCGAUCACUUUGAUGAAGUUCUGAGACUCUAUUUGAAAUUGAAGCGGCAGAACAUUGGUCUUGAUAGUUCAGCACUUACGUUUAGUUUGAAAACCUGUACAGAACUCCGUACCAUAGAGGUUGGAAGAGGGAUCCAUGUGGAUGCUUUCAAGUUCGGGUUAAGCAGGGACCGGUUUGUUGGUUCUUCACUAAUUGGUUUGUAUUUCAAAUAUGGAGAUAUUAAGGAUGCAAGGGCAGUAUUCGAGGAAAUAUCUGAGAGGGAUGUUGUUGUUUAUACAGCAAUGAUCACUGGGUAUGCACAGAUUGCCGAUUGCCGAGCUUAUGAGGCUUUCCGAAUUUUUUGUGAUAUGCAGGAGGAAGGAUUAACUCCUAACAGGGUGACUCUAGUGAGCUUACUCCAGGCAGCUGCCCAGUUAGGAGCAUUGGAAGAGGGUCGUUCAGUACAUGGGCAUGCCAUUAGAAGAGGAAUUGAUUCUACCGAUGAAGUUAUGGAGACAAGUUUUGUGGGCAUGUACAUCAAAUGUGGUGCCCCUGACAUGGCAACAUCCAUAUUUUACAGAAUGAAAGAAAGAACCAUUGCUUCUUGGAAUGCACUGAUCAGUGGCCAUGUUCAAAUGGGGCAACCCUUGGAAGCUUUGAACCUUCUAUGUCUCAUGGUGCAAGAGAAUCUGACACCAGAUUUAAUCACCUUGGCGAAUGGGCUAUUGAGUUGUGCUGAUUUGAAGUGUCUGCAUAAAGGCAAGAGCAUCCAUUGUUACAUAAUUCGAAGAGGAAUACAUCUGGAUCUAGUUUCUACCACUGCUCUGGUUGAUAUGUACUCUAGAUGCAACAGUAUAAAUCAAGCAAGGGAACUGUUUGAUAACACAGAGACGAUGGAUGUUAUAUUGUUUAAUGUGAUGAUUGCAGGAUACCUCCAAAGUGGCUCUGCCUAUAAGGCCAUAGAGACAUUCCGUGAGAUGGUUAAAGCAGGUAUCAGACUGAACUUGGCAACCAUUCUCAGUAUUCUCUCUGCAUCUGCUGAUCUGACAUAUAUCAGAAAAGGCAGCUCUAUCCAUGGUUACAUUCUGAGACAUGGAUUGCAACAGAACAUUGAAACCAAUAAUCAGAUCCUGUAUAUGUAUGCAAAAUGUGGACGCAUUGACAUUGCAAGGCAAGUCUUCAGCAGGAUGAAAGAUAGAGACUUAGUAUCAUGGACAUCAAUGAUGACGAGUUGUGUACAUCAUGGGCAUGCUGGUGAAGCCAUAUCAAUAUUGCGUCUGAUGCAAGUAGAAAAAUUGAAUCCUGAUUCAGUAACUCUACUAAGCCUCCUUCAGGCUUUUUCGCAGCUUGGUAGUUUAAAACUAGUAAAGGAAGUUCAUGGCUAUGCGUAUAGGGGUCACUUGGACAGAGAUCGUACCAUCAUCAAUUCACUGGUGACAACAUAUGCAAAAUGUGGAAGGUUAGACAUGGCUAAAUAUCUUUUUGAGAGCAGAAGUGAACGCUGUGUAACCUUGUGGAACACAAUGAUUGCUGCGUAUGGAAUGCAUGGGAACUGUGAACAGGCACUUGAGCUUUUUGAUCAAAUGCAAAAGGGAAAGGUUGUGCCAGAUGAGGUAACAUUCACUUCAAUUCUCUCUGGUUGUAGCCAUGCAGGGCUGGUGGAAGAGGGUCGGCAUGUCUUCUAUUCUAUGACAUCAGAGUACUUAAUAACUCCACGUGAAGAACACUAUGGUUGCAUGGUUGACUUGUUGGGUCGAGCAGGUCAUCUGGAAGAAGCUUAUGAUCUUGUGAAGUGUCUGCCAUCAAGGAAAAGUGCUUCGGCAUUGAGUGCUUUACUUGCUGCUUGCAGAGUUCAUAGAAAUUUAGAGAUGGGAGAGGCUAUUGGAAAACAACUAAUGAAUUUAGAACCUGAGAAUUCAGGUACUCACACUUUGCUCUCAAACAUAUAUGCCGAAGCUGGCCAAUGGGAUGAAGUUGUUAGAAUUAGAGCCAUUGUCAAGGAGAGAGGGUUGAGAAAGAUGGCUGGGUAUAGUCUGAUAGAGUUAGAUGAGCACAUGCGUGGAAUAUGAAUCUUUUUUGUAACACUAGAUUGGCCAUCAGGACUAGAAUCCAAUUGUUUAUUCUUCGAAUUGGAUUCAAUGAUUCUGAUC